AUGUUGAACUCACAACAUAUAAUCGCUAUCAUAUUAAUCCAAGCUCUGUCUACCGAAUGUUCCCCGGUCCAACAAGUAUCUUCAACCAAUUCAACCAAAUCCAACCCCUCCGCAAGAUUCCCGGGACAUGAGGCUUCCUGGGUAUCGGGAUCGAUAAGAAGGGGCACUCUCGAUAUUUUAUUCCCAUGCAUCCUCACUCUCCUCUUAUGCGCCUGGACUGCAGUCCACUCAAAUAUCGAGCCUACGUUCUGGAACAUCAGCUACAGACGAUAUUUAGCUACGCGCAAGCUCGAUGAGUGCGAUCCUACUGAAGUUUCAACAACAGAGAAUAUCGCCACGCAAGUGCCAGCUCCAGCACCAACUAUCCCUCCAAAACCUCUGUCGCCAUGGGAUGCGCUCGUUGCAAAGUUACGCUAUGGCUUGAAUACUAAUAAAAUGGUGUGGAGUAUCAUCACACUCCUCUUUCCCGAGAUUUCCCUCCUCGUGGCAGCGCAUGAAAGGCGAACUGCACAAAUGCUCACCCACGCGAUGCAGGGCGCUGUCGUACUAGGGAAAUAUACAAGGGAGUGGGACUUGACCCUAUCGUACUACGCAUUAAUGGGGGGGUUUGUGGUUUUGGAAAAGCUACCUGGAAAAGGAGAACAGAAGAUCGAUGAGAGGGGCGAGGGGGGCGCAUCUAACAUUAUUCCUGUCGAUCCCAACCUCGAGACAAUCAGAGAAAGAGUGACACUCACGCCGCGGGGGGUACUACACGUAGCUCAGUUAGGGUACCUCAAAUACCCUCCAUCCCAGGGUGUCAAGGAUAAAAGCAAAGUUAAUCGACUUGCAAAGUUCCUGGUGGUGGUGCAGGCAGUCUGGAUGAUAGCUCAGGUGUUGAGUCGGUACAUAACCAGAUUACCGGUUUCAUUACUAGAGCUCUAUACAAUAUUGCAUACAAUGUGUGCGGUGGUGAUGUACGUGGUUUGGAUUGAUAAGCCAGUCGAUAUCACUCAACCAACAUUUGUUGAUGUUCCCUCGGACGUCAUGAAAAUGCUGUCAAAGAAGCUCCUACCGAACGAUCAAUUCUCAAAAUAUCCCGGGAUCAACAAGUACGAAAACGAAACAGAGGUAUUUUGGCACGGGGAAGGCACCGCAUGUCUCACAAGUCGAGCCGGGUUGGGAAAGGUUCUCUUCCGGCAGUUAUGGAAUGUGUCCAUGAUUAAGAGACAGGGGAUAAUGGGGAAAAUUCUCUUUGUUUUUGAGGUUUAUCAGGCUGUGCUAAACGGAUGGAAGAACUUUUGGAGGGAAGCGUUAGGGCUUUCAGUUGUCAGUGUCGUCCACGGAUGCCUUCACCUAGUUGCAUGGAGUUACCAGUUCCCGAGCGAGGUGGAGCGUCGGCUGUGGAAGAUAUCAUCUCUUCUCACAGCUGGGUCUGUUGUGAUCUUUUGCUUUCCCAUGUUGGUUGGUAUGCUUGCUCAAUACUUUUGGAAUGACCUAAAGGGUAAGGAGUCAAUAUCCACACAUGAAAUCGACAACGACAGUUCGGCAAUGCCGGACAUUGAAAAAUUGGCAUUGGAAACACUCAAAAGCGAUUCCAACAGUCUUUCAGAUCCACAAUUCAGUCCCGGAAUCAAGCGUCCAGUCCUGAGGGCACGGCAAUUAUCGACUAGCCGAAUUUAUACUGGGGCAGCUAUAAGAUUCAUCUACGGAUACUGCCUCUGUUUUCUUUUGGGGAUUCUCCCUUGCGUUCUGGCGAGGCUGUAUUUGCUAUUUGAAUCGUUUGUGUCAAUGAGGCGGCUUCCAUACGGCGCGUACGAUAAAAUAAUGUGGACUGAUUUCCUACCUCACGUCGGAUAA
Messenger RNA from Morchella sextelata, 1836 nucleotides. RefSeq lists its product as uncharacterized. NCBI's taxonomy places the organism in Eukaryota, Fungi, Ascomycota, Pezizomycetes, Pezizales, Morchellaceae. The transcript has a single exon. The record is from RefSeq and is a predicted model, not a curated record. Bases 1 to 1836 code for a protein of 611 amino acids.